Molecule: messenger RNA, 1213 nt
Organism: Momordica charantia (bitter melon)
Lineage: Eukaryota; Viridiplantae; Streptophyta; Magnoliopsida; Cucurbitales; Cucurbitaceae
Source: RefSeq, a predicted model, not a curated record
CGUCAAGUGAUUUUGUAUUUAAAAAAAAUAAACUAAAUAAAUAUAUAAAUAAAUAAAAUAAGUUUGGGCCUUGGGCCGCAUGCCAAAAUCCUCCAAGUUUGAUCCAAAACCCUCCGAACUUCUCGAUCUCGUCACCAGCGCGCGCUCUGAUCGACGGUUAUCUUUCGAAAGUCCGGCACUGUGGAAAUGAGACCCCCUCCCUUCUUCCUGCGUCUGAUGUUCUUCAUCAAUUUGCGGUGCUCUUCAAGCAUUCCAAUCCAGGAGUUUUGGUCUUGUACGUCAUUAGUUUUUAGUAAAUGCCUAAUCUACCCGACAUAAUGGGCAACGUUGCCAGUUCGGUUGCCUCAGGAUUCUUUUCAGCCGUUGGCAAACUCUUUCGAUCCCCACUGGAUUUUCUUUCUGGAAAAUCCUGCAGUUCGGUGUGUGGAUCAACAUGGGAUUUCAUAUGUUACAUAGAAAAUUUCUGCGUCGCCAAUUUGCUAAAGUUGGGCAUGGUCUUGAUCCUCUCAUUAUUUGUUAUUUUGCUCCUGUAUUUGUUACAUAAAAUUGGCAUCUUUGGAUGCAUCUGUCGGGGGCUCUGCAGAAUGACGUGGACAUGUAUAGCUUCAUACUUCUAUGCAUGGGAUUACUGCUGCACUUUCAUGUGUAUCAAGCUUGGCAGUGUCAAAAGAACAAGAAGACGGCGCCAUAGAAGAAGAGACCUGGAAGAAGAGUUUGAAAGUGAAGGAGGAAAACACCGGUAUGGGUCAUCGAGCGAUUCGAGUAGUGUCCCUGAACGCAUUGAGUUGAGAAGUAGUCAACGGGCAUCUCGUAGAUGGAGGAUGAACCACAGAGGUUCUCAAAUGAGAAAGGCAUUGAGGCCUAAGAGUCGUGGAAUUCGAGUAAGAAGCGGUCGAACAUUGGUCUAUGGUAAGCAUAGAAGAAAAUCCAGUGAGGUUGUGAAUCGUUUGGGUGAGAUCCAUAGCCUUGGAAGGCAUGGAUCAUCUAAGUUUGUGCAUGAAGAAAUAAGGUACAAAAGAGGAAGGCAGAAAUGAUAACAAAAGUAAGUGUUUUGAAAACUUAUUUUUUUCUUUCAAAAAUUGACUUAGCUUUUAAAAAUAUUUUUAAAAAAUUAAUAAUAAAACAAAUACUAAUAAGUGAAAGUAGUAGUUGUAAACCUCAUUUUUACAAAAAUGGAAAAUAGAAAAUAAAAUGGUUAAAUUUGGGGCUUAAU